AUGCAGCAGGCGGGCGGGGAGAUGGGGAGCGGCGACAAGGAAAAUCAUUCUUCUGAGCCAUACAGAAGCGUAUUGAAAACCCCUUUGAAACAAGCAGCUACCUCACAGUCGGUAUUGACAGAGAUACAGCCUCUAACCACACCCCCAAAACCUAAAGAAGUCCUUCCAGCGGAUCCAUGGACGCCUACUUCGAACCUGAAAAUGCUGAUUAGUGCAGCUAGUCCUGAGAUUAGGAGCAGAGAACAGAGAAGGGAACUGUCAAACAACGCAAGUGAGGUCCUACAGGCAAAACACUGUUUGCAGGAGCCCUUAUCGGGAGAUGAGUAUGAAAAGUCUCAACCAAGUCGCAAAGAGAAAAGUCUAGGAUUACUGUGUCAUAAAUUCUUAGCUCGAUAUCCUGAUUACCCCAGCGCUGCAGAGAAUAACUACAUUUGCCUUGAUGAAGUAGCUGAAGAGCUUAAUGUGGAACGUAGACGCAUAUAUGAUAUCGUGAACGUGCUAGAGAGCCUGCACAUGGUGAGCCGCCUUGCCAAAAACAGAUAUGCUUGGCAUGGACGACAUAAUCUCUCCAAAACCCUGCAGGCUUUGAAAAAAGUUGGAGAAGAGAACAAAUACACACAACAAAUUCAGAUGAUCAAGAAAAGAGAGUAUGAGCAUGAAUUUGAUUUCGAUGGUGAAAGAAAUGAAGAAAUGGCAAGAUCUUUUGGCUCAAAUGAGCAUUCAGAAAUGUCUUUUGUCGAGCUCCCAGGAAUGGAAUUUCGUGCUGCAUCAGUAAACAGCAGGAAAGACAAGUCUCUACGAGUGAUGAGUCAGAAAUUUGUGAUGCUGUUUCUUGUAUCGACUCCUCAAAUAGUCAGCCUUGAAGUUGCUGCUAAAAUCUUGAUUGGAGAAGACCAGUUAGAAGACUUAGAUAAAAGCAAGUUUAAAACCAAAAUUAGGAGACUUUAUGACAUAGCAAAUGUUCUCAGUAGCCUUCAGCUUAUCAAGAAAGUUCAUGUUACAGAGGAGAGAGGUAGAAAACCAGCAUUCAAGUGGACAGGACCCGAGGUCUUGCCAAAUACUCAGGAUACAAAACUUGAAACAACUUCUACGACCUGUUCCCCACCUAUUUCAGAAUCCAUCCCUUCCAAAGAGCAGUGUUCAAAAAACCUUUUUCCUUCAAGAGGAAAGCAAAACUUCACUCGACAUCCAUCUCUAAUAAAGUUAGUUAAAAGUAUAGAAAACGACAGAAGAAAGAUCCAGUCUGCCCCGACUAGUCCAGUUAAAAUAAGCACAAGUACUGAUCAAGAUUUACCAGCUUUCCCAAGUAAAAUGGCUCAGGUUCCAGCUAAACGUCAGCUGGAAGGACAAUCAAAGAAAGCAAAAGAGAUGAAAACGAAACUGUCAAGAUCUGCUUUGGAAUGUAACCUGUCCUCACUUGAGGUAGUCCCCAAGCCCGAACCUCCCGUUAGCGCAGCACCCGCUCAGCAGCCAGCUCUCACGCAGCCACUGGGUGUCUGUCCUCCGAGCCACAGUCCAGUCUCACCAGUAAUACUACCUCAUACUCAUUCUGGUCUUUCCUAUGCAAUAUAUCUGCAUCCUUCCCAAGCCCACACUGUGACAACAUACAGCCCGAGUUUCAUGUUGCAGCCUCUACCAUGUGCUAAUGUAACUGGAGUUAAGAGUAUGAAUUCAAAAGUAUUAAAUAAAAUAACCACUGAAGAAGGGGACAAUCAGAUAGCUACAGAUGAGCCAACAAAGUCCUUGGCAGCUAGCGAAAGACCGACUAUAAAAUCAGAAACUUCAUCACAGCAGUGCCUUAAAAGAUCACAAGCAUUACAAGAGAAUAAUUUAAUUAAAAGGUGUAGAAGUGAUGAGGAAAGCCGUGAUACUUCUCUGGGAGAAUCUAUUAAAAAUGAAAGACCACCUUCCAAUAGCUCACAAAUGAAUCAUGAAAUGGACAAUUUCCAAGAAGAGAGACAGAACAAAACCAAAACAUUAGAUCAAAACGUGGCAAGUUGCUAUGACCAAUGUAAAAGAGAAGAUGUUCCAGAAGAUGAGGACAAAAUCAAAACUAAACACGACAUACCUGUAGCAUUUGCCAUUCCUGCUCAUGAGACUUUUUUUCCAUCUGGUUAUCUUAUUCCUCUUACUCAGUGCACCCACAGCAACAAGGCAGGCUUUUCUGAUAAAGAGAAAGCUGGGAUGUGUUCAUUACAGCACACUACCUACAGCUCACCCAUUGCUGGUGUCCUUCCAGUGACAGCAUCUGAACUGAAAGCAGUUAACAUUCCUGCUUUUCAUAUAACACCCUUGAAUAUAAUGCUGUCACCAACUUCUAUAGCUGCUGCACCUGUACUGAGCAACUCCUGUCUCAAUUCAAGCAUUACCAGUUCUGCCCAAAAUCCAAAUUCUUCAGUUCUGAACUUCACACUGCAACACGUAGGACUAAUACCUGCUGGUGUGCAAGUUCCUGCAAAUCCUGUUCUUCAGCACAUGCCAGUCUCUUCACAACCAGAAAAUGUUAGCCAUAGCUCAGAAAACGUGAACGUGCGAGAAGAGAAGCUUUCGGUUCCAAAGGAGUCCCAGGCAGUUACGGAAAAUUUUUUCCGCACACCAGGAGGGCCAAACACCACAGUAUCUUCACUACCUGCAAAUUCAGAUGGUACCGACAGAAUCUCUGAAGGAAGUCUGUAUAUUCCUCAACGAAAACUUGAAGUGUCAGAAGACUAAUUUUGGGAUAUCAAAUUGCUGAAUGUGUUAGCAGGCAUAAUUGCUGGUAACACACUGCACACAUCUUGGAUUGUAUGAUGGACAAUGUGUGUUUUGGACAUGUAUUGGCAAGACCUCAAUACUGGAAUAGCCUUAAUUAAUGCUUUAGAAUUAAAACUGGCUCUUUAUGAGAAAGUUAAUGUAAUAAUUUUUCCAAAAGGCUUACCUGAAGUAUUAUAGCAACAAAGUUAUGUAUCUAGUGGUU
This is a messenger RNA of Gavia stellata (red-throated loon), 2956 nucleotides long. RefSeq names its product E2F transcription factor 8 (gene E2F8). The record is from RefSeq and is a predicted model, not a curated record. Lineage: Eukaryota; Metazoa; Chordata; Aves; Gaviiformes; Gaviidae. Gene Ontology annotation, molecular function: DNA-binding transcription factor activity, RNA polymerase II-specific; RNA polymerase II cis-regulatory region sequence-specific DNA binding. Bases 1 to 2712 code for a protein of 903 amino acids. The transcript has 13 exons. Gene Ontology annotation, cellular component: RNA polymerase II transcription regulator complex. Gene Ontology annotation, biological process: regulation of transcription by RNA polymerase II.